Molecule: messenger RNA, 3413 nt
Organism: Rhinolophus ferrumequinum (greater horseshoe bat)
Lineage: Eukaryota; Metazoa; Chordata; Mammalia; Chiroptera; Rhinolophidae
Gene: UAP1L1
Product: UDP-N-acetylglucosamine pyrophosphorylase 1 like 1
Exons: 10
Coding region: 25-1458 (477 amino acids)
Biological process (GO): UDP-N-acetylglucosamine biosynthetic process
Molecular function (GO): UDP-N-acetylglucosamine diphosphorylase activity
Source: RefSeq, a predicted model, not a curated record
GCCGUGAGCGGCGUUGGCGGCGACAUGGCUUCGGAGCAGGACGUGCGCGCCCGGCUGCAGCGUGCCGGCCAGGAGCACCUCCUGCGCUUCUGUGCGGAGCUGGCGCCCGGGCCACGCGCCGCGCUGCUGGCCCAGCUGGAGUCGCUGGAGCCCGAGGCGCUGCGCGAGCACUGCCAGCGCGCGGCCGCGGCCUGCGCGCGCCCCCCGGAUCCGCCGCCCGACGUGGCCGCGCGCCUGAGGCCCCUGCCGCCGGAGCGCGUGGGCAGCUCGAGGCAAAGCGACCCCAAGACGCGGCGGCUCUGGGAAGAGGAAGGUUUCCAUCAGAUUGCCCUGAACAAAGUGGCCGUGCUGCUGCUGGCUGGCGGGCAGGGCACUCGCCUGGGUGUGAGCUACCCCAAGGGCAUGUAUCAGGUGGGGCUGCCCAGCCAGAAGACCCUGUAUCAGCUGCAGGCAGAGCGGAUUCGGCGGGUGCAACAGCUGGCUGACGAGCGCCACGGGACCCGCUGCACGGUGCCCUGGUACAUCAUGACAAGUGAGUUCACGCUGGGGCCCACGGCUGAGUUCUUCAAGGAGCAUGACUUCUUUCACCUGGACCCGGACAAUGUGGUCAUGUUUGAGCAGCGCAUGCUGCCUGCUGUGACCUUCGAUGGCAGGGCCAUCCUGGAGCGGAAAGAUAAGGUUGCCAUGGCCCCAGACGGCAACGGGGGCCUGUACUGCGCGCUGGCGGACCACCAGAUUUUAGAGGACAUGGAGCGCCGAGGAGUGGAGUUUGUGCAUGUGUACUGUGUGGACAACAUCUUGGUGCGGCUGGCAGACCCCGUCUUCAUCGGCUUCUGUGUGCUGCGCGGUGCUGACUGUGGUGCCAAGGUGGUGGAAAAGGCUUACCCCGAGGAGCCUGUGGGCCUGGUAUGCCAGGUGGACGGGGUCCCGCAGGUGGUGGAGUACAGCGAGAUCAGUCCUGAGACCACACGUCUUCGCACGCCCGACGGAGGCCUGCUGUACAACACAGGCAACAUGUGCAACCACUUCUUCACUCGAGGCUUCCUCCAGGUAGUCACCAGGGAGUAUGAGUCCUUGCUGAAGCCACAUGUGGCUGUGAAGAAGGUCCCGUAUGUGGACGAGGAGGGAAACCCUGUAAAGCCGCUAAAACCGAACGGGAUAAAGAUGGAGAAGUUUGUGUUUGAUGUGUUCCAGUUUGCUGAGAACUUCGUGGCCUUUGAGGUGCAACGGGAGGACGAGUUCUCGCCGCUGAAAAAUGCCGACUCGGCGGGCAAGGACAACCCCACCACGGCCCGGCGGGCCCUGCUCUCUCAGCACUACCGCUGGGCCCUGCAGGCAGGGGCCCACUUCCUGGACUCCCAGGGGGCCCGGCUCCCCGAGCUGCCCAGCCGGAGCAGAAAGUCUUGUGAUGACUUAGGUGAGCCUGCCCGGCAGUGGAGAGCCUCCCGCCAUCUGUGAGAUCUCGCCAGUGGUGUCUUACUCUGGAGAGGGUCUGGAGGUGUACCUGCGAGGCCGGGAGUUCCGGUCCCCACUCAUCCUGGAUGAAAACCAGGUCAGGGCGCUGCGGCCCUGACUGGCUCCCAGACCUGCCACCCCUGGAGUCUGCGGGUGAGGACAUGGCCCCCACCUGGGACUCCGGGGAGGAAAGCAGGCUGCUGUGUGUUUUCAGACCAUGGAACACAGAAGGAAGAGAACUGGUUUACUACUCCACGGGGGUGGACCCUAUCCUGUCACCACCAGUUCCCAUGGAUACAAGUGACCAUAGGCCUUCUGUGGGCCAGUGAGGACUCUGUGGCUCCAUUCUUGGCUGUGGGGGCCAGCGGGGGAGGUAGAGGGACUCAGGACUUUGGACAGUGGGGCUGAGGGAGGUGUGGCGUCAGCUCAGCCCUGCCUCUGAGCUGACGCAGGACUGGACGGCCGCUUUCCUGUCCCCCACGAAGAUCCCAGUGUUGGGGAGGAGUACCAGCCACGCCCAGCUCUUCUGUAGAUGUGCAGCUCGGGGCGGCCCCCUUCCCUCACAGGAUGACUUGUUUAGAGUGGGCUGCCCCUCCCUCCCUGGCAGAUGAACCAGUGACUGGGAUCAGGCCGGGGGCUCGGAGCCCAGCCUGCCCAGCUGAGGCCCAUACCAGAAAGGGUCCGACUCCCCACCAUAAAGGGCUGGCUGGGCUGACGAGAGCUGGCUCUCCGAGGAGCUGGGCCUGCACACCUGAGACUGAAUUCUCUGUCUCCCAGGCCUCAGCCCCUCGGUCACCUCGGCGACUGAUUCAGGCGGCUGAGUUUUCCUUACGUACUUCCUACAAGGACUAGUGGGACCAGUGUAGAUGGCUUCCUGUAAUGGUGGUCGGUUAAUCUGGAAUUUAACCAGAUAGGGAGCACCAUCUCUCACCCAGCCUGCCAGCAACUUCUGAUCUUGGUGCUCACAUUCCCCCCCUGCUCCAUGGAGGGAGAGGCACAGCCUCCAUAUUUGGGGUCAUGGACUCCUCACUGCACCCCUGCAGCCUGGCCGAGGCUGGAGGAAGCCAGCUGGCCCUGGUCCCUUAUCCUGGCUUUGCUGCUCUGGGCACCAGUGCCUCCUUUCCCCUGUGGUUACAACGCAGUAGCAUCUACCUGUCCCCGCUGGUGUGAUAGAGCAGCAUAAAAUGCAGCCUGCUGUUAAAUUGGGUCACCUGUCCCCCACAGCCCACAUCCUGCAGGGAACCCACUGGCUUCCCCAGAGGAAGCACAUGAUCUGUAUGCUGCGUUCAGGUGCAGUGGAGUCCUCCAGCGGCUUGGGGUGGAUGGUGGUUAUAUCCACACCUCCUGACCUGGGCAUGAAGGCAGAGUCAGGGCUGUGCCUGCGUCUCCCAGUCCUGUGCAAACCUCAGAAUCAAACCAUGUGCCUCCGGAUGCCCCGCUCGGCUGCUCCACAGGCCAGCAGUGGCCUAAGGCGAGGAGGGCCUGCCCAGAGCUGCUCCUCACUGCUGUGACCGGACCAGCUGUGCAUGCUUUUCUGAGUUCACUUAAAAAGCAACAGCUUGCUUUUUUUUUUUAACAGCUUGCUUUUUAAAAAACUUUAUUAUUCAAAUAAUUGUCCUUUCACAUAAAGUUUCAAACAGCACAGAAAGGCUCUGCGUCCCCUUCACUGUUUCCUGUGAUAUUUGCAGCUUAUGUGAUCCCAGGACACAGCACCCCACCAGCACGCUGGUGCUCAGUCACUGUCACAGGUGUGGGUCCCUGGGUCCUCGCUGCACUCAGGAGGCAGGCUGGGCCCAUCACCACCAAAACCUCCUCCAUGCAAUCUUGGUAGCCACCCCCAAUCUCCAACUCUGGACAACUGCCAAUUAAGGAACAGUUUUGAAAGAUUGCCAAAGUCGUUUUGUUCCCCAUAAGGUGGGGCAUUGCCAAUAAACCCCAUGUGCUGUGAUUGACCCGAG